Penicillium waksmanii is the source of this 1326-nucleotide messenger RNA. RefSeq names its product FAD-dependent oxidoreductase. Bases 1 to 1326 code for a protein of 441 amino acids. Gene Ontology annotation, molecular function: monooxygenase activity; FAD binding. The record is from RefSeq and is a predicted model, not a curated record. The transcript is spliced from 7 exons. Lineage: Eukaryota; Fungi; Ascomycota; Eurotiomycetes; Eurotiales; Aspergillaceae.
AUGAAUGCAAGCUGGAAACGUCUCAACGUUGGAGUGGUGGGCGGAGGCAUCGGCGGUAUGUCAGUGGCGAUCGCCCUCCGCCGGGCUGGUCACGAGGUAACCAUCUAUGAACGCUCUGAUUUCGCCGGUGAAGUUGGUGCGUCCGUUUCUUGUGCUGCGAACGGAACUAGGUGGCUGCAUGAGUGGGAGGUGGAUAUUGCCAAGGGUGAUCCAGUCGUCUUGAAGAAACUCAUUAAUCGGGACUGGAAGACUGGUGAGCCGGUUAGCGUGUAUAGUCUGGAUGACUAUGAGAAGCGUUGGGGAUAUGUGUACAACAUGUUUCACCGACAAUAUAUGCACUCCAUGUUGAAGGAUUCCGCGCUAGGAGAAGAGGGGGAGGGAGUACCGGCCAAGUUAUUGGUGAAUUACAAGUGUCGCGAUAUCGAUCUCAAGUCGAACAAAAUCACCUUUGAAAAUGGCAAAAUAGUGCAUCACGAUCUGAUCAUCGGCGCCGACGGCAUCGGCUCUGCCGUUCGCGGGAUUUUGGGAAUUCGUCCUGAGAAGCGUCCAUCGGACUCUAGCUGCCUCCACGCAAAUGUCGACGCGGAUGAGGCCGCAAAACUCGGACUGACCAAUUAUUCUCAAGACAGUGCUCUAGAAUACUGGGGUGGACAAGAAGGCAAAUGGGAUAAGAUCGUCCUAUCGCCCUGCAACGGCGGUAAACUCCUCUCAUAUUACUGUUUCUUCCCCCGCGACCAGGGUGACUUUACAACACAGGCCUGGGGCACCGAGUCCCUUCCGGUCGAGGAUCUUCUCAAGCCAUACCCUCAACUUGAUCGCCAGGUUCUUGAGCAUCUUGCCAUCGGCAAGGAAAUUCAACCAUGGCGAUUGUGGGUACAUGAUCCGUACCCAUAUAUUCACCAGGGCAAUGUCUGUCUCCUGGGUGAUGCGGGACAUCCCAUGAUGCCGCACCAGAGUCAAGGGCGUUAUUUCAAUGGAGAUAUUGCACAGGCCCUUGCCGCGUACGAAGAGGUUCGUUUGCCUCGCGUUACACGGGUACAGUCUGCAGCUGCCAAGGCAGCGUAUAAUAUUAACGAGAGAAUUGGAUUCUCUGUGAACAAAGAUACCCCCACUUAUAAGGUUGAGGAUCCAAAGAAGGUCCUCACUAUUGAAGAGAUGAAUGCAUAUGAUAUGUAUCGGGAUAUCGAGGAGAAACUUGCUGUUAAGCGCGGGGGCACGUUUCAUGACCUCGAAGUGUUUGACUUCUCCAGCUCUUUCCUUCAGAAUGUUUCGCGAGCCAUCUGCAACCGUGUCGAGGGCGUGACCCGUGUUGUCUAUGACUUGUGA